AUGUCAGGGAAGAACGAAGAAAAUUCUUGCAGUGACAACAAGAUGGAAGAUCCUUCUCCUAGGCCCGAUGUAGAGGUUCCUGUGAACUACGUGUACCGCCUACUGCAGGAAGAGCAAUAUACUCCCUGCCUAGGUUCCACCACUUCAGAUUUCCUCCUCGCCAUGCUUGAUUACCUUACCGACUAUAUCCUGGAGGUGGUGGGCUCCGAAGCCAACAUCAACAGCCAGCAAGAUAUCCCACAAGAUGGAGAGAGGCAAGGAAACAACGAACACGAACCAUCUCAUGCCUUCAAGAACGCGCCUUUCUCUCUGUUUGAUGAGAUGCCUGGACCCAGAAGGAAUGGCUGA
Messenger RNA from Chionomys nivalis (European snow vole), 348 nucleotides. RefSeq names its product huntingtin-interacting protein M. The transcript has a single exon. The coding region runs from base 1 to 348 and encodes 115 amino acids. Gene Ontology annotation, cellular component: nucleosome. Gene Ontology annotation, molecular function: structural constituent of chromatin; DNA binding; protein heterodimerization activity. Lineage: Eukaryota; Metazoa; Chordata; Mammalia; Rodentia; Cricetidae. The record is from RefSeq and is a predicted model, not a curated record.